Messenger RNA from Dendronephthya gigantea, 634 nucleotides. Its product is annotated as ATP-dependent DNA helicase RecQ-like. The transcript has 3 exons. Bases 101 to 634 code for a protein of 177 amino acids. The record is from RefSeq and is a predicted model, not a curated record. Gene Ontology annotation, biological process: double-strand break repair via homologous recombination. Gene Ontology annotation, cellular component: cytoplasm; chromosome; nucleus. Lineage: Eukaryota; Metazoa; Cnidaria; Anthozoa; Malacalcyonacea; Nephtheidae. Gene Ontology annotation, molecular function: four-way junction helicase activity; ATP binding; nucleic acid binding.
CGUUCCUUUUGGAAGGAAGCUCAGGGCUCUGGCAUAAUCCAUUUUAUUCUCCACAAAUCGUGGGGAAAAUAGCAAGUGCGCAUGUGCAACGUAUUUCAAUAUGGAGGACAUGAGUAAAUUUCACAGUUCAAUCGACAACGCGUUAUUAAAACUUGGUAAAGCCGAAAUAUCACUAAAAGAAGCACAAUACGAAGCUUUAAAAGCCAUAGUCAUCAACAGAAAUGACUCAUUAGUAAUAUUGCCAACUGGUUACGGAAAGUCACUGAUUUAUCAAACCCUGCCAUUCAUAUUCGACUAUUUAGAUCCCUCGCCAUCAUUGCCUGCUAUCAUUAUUGUUGUUUCGCCAUUAAAUGCACUCAUGCAAGAACAAGUGGAAAAGCUAAGUGAGAGAGUGAAUACGAUUGUUCUGCAGGCGAACGAUAAUAUUAAAGAAAUACAUGCCAAUUGCCAAAUAGUGUUCGCUCAUCCAGAAGUAUUUGUUUGUGGGUACUUUCGUUCGUUUGCUGCUGCCAUGAAAAAGAGAGUUAAAGCGAUUGUCAUUGAUGAAGCCCAUCUUGUUGUGGAAUGGAAAUCCUUUCGCCCAGCAUACACCAAAGUCUCAAUACCCUUACAAAAAUUAUAUUUUAUAGGAUAA